AUGGCCGAUAAAUACAACCAGCCUCCAUCCUACCCGCAGCCCACCCAGGGUCAUGCCAACGAUUAUUAUCAGCAAGGCCCUCCUCCCCAGCAGUACGGCCAGCCAUACGGCCAGCCCCAGCAGCAGUACUAUCCUCCCCAGGGAGGCCCUCCUCAACAGCCCAUGUACUACCAGCAGCAACAACCGCCAGCGGACAACCGUGGCAGCGGCGGCGGCGGUCUCUGUGCCGGUCUCAUGGCUGGUAUGGCCUGCUGCUGCUGUCUUGAUAUCCUCUUCUAG
This is a messenger RNA of Trichophyton benhamiae CBS 112371, 279 nucleotides long. RefSeq lists its product as uncharacterized. Lineage: Eukaryota; Fungi; Ascomycota; Eurotiomycetes; Onygenales; Arthrodermataceae. The transcript has 2 exons. Bases 1 to 279 code for a protein of 92 amino acids. The record is from RefSeq and is a predicted model, not a curated record.